Molecule: messenger RNA, 2688 nt
Organism: Bacillus rossius redtenbacheri
Lineage: Eukaryota; Metazoa; Arthropoda; Insecta; Phasmatodea; Bacillidae
Product: spidroin-1-like
Exons: 15
Coding region: 1-2688 (895 amino acids)
Source: RefSeq, a predicted model, not a curated record
AUGGCGGCCAUCGCACCGUCACGACCGAGCAAGAACGAGGUGCGCGGAUCGUUGGUGAAUGUCUCGGACGGCGGGCAGGCGGCGGGGCAGGCGGCGGCGCAGGCGGCGGGGCAGGCAAGCGGGCAGGCAGGCGGGGCAGGCAGGCAAGGCAGGCAGGCGGGGCAGGCAGGCGGGGCAGGCAGGCGGGGCAGGCGGGGCACGCAAGCGGGCAGGCAAGUGGGCAGGCAGGCGGGGCAUGCAAGCGGGGCCGGCAGGCGGGGCAAGCAAGCGGGGCAGGCAGGCGGGGCAGGCAAGCGGGGCACGCACGCGGGGCAAGCAAGCGGGGCCGGCAGGCGGGGCAAGCAAGCGGGGCCGGCAGGCGGGGCAAGCAAGCGGGGCAGGCAGGCGGGGCAGGCAAGCGGGGCACGCAAGCGGGACUGGCAGGCGGGGCAGGCAAGCGGGGCAGGCAGGCGGGGCACGCAAGCGGGGCGGGGCACGCAAGCGGGGCUGGCAAACGGGGCAGGCAGGCGGGGCAUGCAAGCGGGGUCGGCAGGCGGGGCAAGCAAGCGGGGCACGCUAGCGGGGCAGGCAGGCGGGGCAGGCAAGCGGGGCACGCAAGCGUGGCACGCAAGCGGGGCAGGCAAGCGGGGCACGCAAGCGGGGCUGGCAGGCGGGGCACGCAAGCGGGGCUGGCAAACGGGGCAGGCAGGCGGGGCAUGCAAGCGGGGUCGGCAGGCGGGGCAAGCAAGCGGGGCACGCAAGCGGGGCAGGCGGGGCACGCAAGCGGGGCUGGCAAGCGGGGCAGGCAGGCGGGUCAUGCAAGCGGGGCCGGCAGGCGGGGCAAGCAAGCGGGGCACGCAAGCGGGGCAGGCAGGCGGGGCAGGCAAGCGGGGCAGGCAGGCGGGGCACGCAACCGGGGCAAGCAAGCGGGGCAUGCAAGCGGGGCAGGCAGGCGGGGCAGGCAAGCGGGGCACGCAAGCGGGGCAUGCAAGCGGGGCCGGCAGGCGGGGCAAGCAAGCGGGGCAGGCAGGCUGGGCAGGCGGGGCACGCAAGCGGGGCUGGCAGGCGGGGCAUGCAAGAGGGCAGGCAAGUGGGCAGGCAGGCGGGGCAUGCAUGUGGGGCCGGCAGGCGGGGAAAGCAAGCGGGGCAGACAAGCGGGGCAGGCAGGCGGGGCAGGCUGCGGGCAGGCGGGGCACGCAAGCGGGGCUGGCAGGCGGGGCAGGCGGCGGGCAGGCAGGCGGGGCACGCAAGCGGGGCUGGCAGGCGGGGCAGGCAGACGGGGCACGCAAGCGGGGCAGGUGGGGCACGCAAGCGGGGCAGGCAGGCGGGGCAGGCGGCGGGCAGGCAGGCGGGGCACGCAAGUCGGGCUGGCAGGCGGGGCAGGCAGACGGGGCACGCAAGCGGGGCAGGCGGGGCAAGCAAGCGGGGCAGGCAGGCGGGGCAGGCAAGCGGGGCACGCAAGCGGGGCAAGCAAGCGGGGCCGGCAGGCGGGGCAAGCAAGCGGGGCAGGCAGGCGGGGCAGGCAAGCGGGGCACGAAAGCGGGGCUGGCAGGCGGGGCAGGCAAGCGGGGCAGGCAGGCGGGGCACGCAAGCGGGGCAAGCAAGCGGGGCACGCUAGCGGGGCAGGCAGGCGGGGCAGGCGGGGCAAGCAAGCGGGGCACGCAAGCGGGGCAGGCAGGCGGGGCAGGCAAGCGGGGCAGGCAGGCGGGGCACGCAACCGGGGCAAGCAAGCGGGGCAUGCAAGCGGGGCAGGCAGGCGGGGCAGGCAAGCGGGGCACGCAAGCGGGGCAUGCAAGCGGGGCCGGCAGGCGGGGCAAGCAAGCGGGGCAGGCAGGCUGGGCAGGCGGGGCACGCAAGCGGGGCUGGCAGGCGGGGCAUGCAAGAGGGCAGGCAAGUGGGCAGGCAGGCGGGGCAUGCAUGUGGGGCCGGCAGGCGGGGAAAGCAAGCGGGGCAGACAAGCGGGGCAGGCAGGCGGGGCAGGCUGCGGGCAGGCGGGGCACGCAAGCGGGGCUGGCAGGCGGGGCAGGCGGCGGGCAGGCAGGCGGGGCACGCAAGCGGGGCUGGCAGGCGGGGCAGGCAGACGGGGCACGCAAGCGGGGCAGGCGGUGCACGCAAGUGUGGCAGGCAAGCGGGCAGGCAAGCGGGCAGGCAAGCGUGGCAGGCAAGCGGGCAGGCAAGCGGGCAGGCAAGUGUGGCAGGCAAGCGGGCAGGCAAGCGGGGCAGGCAGGCGGGGCAGGCAAGCGGGCAGGCAAGCGGGCUGGCAAGCGGGCAGGCAAGUGUGGCAGGCAAGCGGGCAGGCAAGCGGGGCAGGCAGGCGGGGCAGGCAAGCGGGCAGGCAAGCGGGCAGGCAAGCGGGCAGGCGGCGGCCGGGUUGCGAGUGGCGCGUGUGGCUCGCGAGCCGGUCACGAGGAGUCGUCCCGACGGCGUCAGGAACUGGGCCAGGAGACGCCUGAAGCCCCUCGUGGGGACGCCGUGCGUCGCGACGCCAUGAAUCUCCGCGGUCGAGAGGUAACGAUCGCAGGCCCUAAACCUCUCCCUCGGCCCCUCCAAGGGCUUUACGAGGCCAGGCGAGAGCCGCAAUUAGCGGGAGGUGACACCUUCCACAGCGGGGACUGCACUGCAGGACAACGAGCACAGAGGGUCGUGGAGACCAUCCCAGAGGUCACCAAAACAAGCGGGAUGUGCCCGGUGUGCACAGGUGAGCUGUGA